This is a messenger RNA of Trypanosoma theileri, 444 nucleotides long. RefSeq lists its product as uncharacterized. The record is from RefSeq and is a predicted model, not a curated record. Bases 1 to 444 code for a protein of 147 amino acids. The transcript has a single exon. NCBI's taxonomy places the organism in Eukaryota, Euglenozoa, Kinetoplastea, Trypanosomatida, Trypanosomatidae.
AUGGCGCCCGGCCGCGCCCGACACCAGGGACCCACCCCACCCCACCCACUGGGCGAGCAGCGGGGCCUGACCCCACCGCCGUUUAGAAAAGGGGAGCGGAAGAACGCCGGCCGAAUCGUUUUUUUUUUUUUUUUUUGCGCUAAGAAAGGUGGCGAAAUUUUCGCCGAAACCGGGGCUUCCAGUUUUGCGGAAAGUUUCGGCGACACCGCUCCAAACGAGGACCCCGUGCCCGCGCCAAAGCCGGAAGUCGAAGAGCGAAGGCAGCGUUCCCUGAUGGCGUUUUGUUUGAUUGCCGCGGCCUCCGGGGUCUCUCGUGUGGAUUUUUGUGGGGGCCAAAAGAAAAAAGAAAAAAAACACUCUCUCCAGGCCUUUCUUUUCCCCCUGGAAAAAAAGAAACGUAUUAAAUUAAUAUUGAUGGUUUUUCUUUUUAUCACUGCCACCUAG